AUGAUGGACGACGUCGCCGCGUCGUUGGCUUCAAUAGCGACAAGCACACUCGUCGCUAGCAGUCUCAACUCAUAUUCCGGCACCGCGCUCCCAACGCCCUCGGGCUCACAUUCGUUGUACUACCAUGGCUCCACUUCUGAACCCUCGGCGCAGGAUCCAAAUGGGGAUGAAGGGGGAGAAUGCAAGCUGCUCGGUCCCUUCUCCGUAUUUGUGCAAGUUGCCCUUGGUGGGCUCGCGUUACUAUCACUCGUUUUCAAAAGGUGGAGGGAGCGACCACAGCGCCCAGUGAAGGUGUGGGCAUUCGAUGUAUCGAAACAAGUCUUUGGUUCGGUCAUGCUCCACAUGCUUAACCUGCUGUUGUCGAUGUUUUCGGCGGGCCAACUGGAAAUUCGGAAUUCAUACAAGCCGAACCCAUGCUCUUUCUAUCUACUCAACUUGGGUAUCGACACUACCCUCGGUAUCCCUAUUUUGAUCCUCAUUCUCCGCGUCCUCAACUUCCUAGCUUCAUACACAAUUCUCGCAAACCCUCCCGAGUCGAUCGAGUCAGGAAACUAUGGCCAACCCCCACGCGCGACGUGGUGGCUCAAGCAGGCCAUCAUUUACUUUAUGGGACUACUCGGCAUGAAGAUCUGCGUCUUUUUCCUUAUUCAGCUCUUACCCUUCAUCGUCAAAAUCGGUGAUUGGGCCUUGCAGUGGACUGAAGGGAACACCGCUGUUCAGAUCUUCUUCGUGAUGCUUCUGUUCCCUGUCAUCAUGAACGCGAUCCAAUACUAUAUCAUCGACAUCUUUAUCAAGAAACCGAUCUCCCAGUACGCCGCAGAAGAUGCGGGUGACGACUCUGCCGCAGGAGACGAUGCUCAUCGCCGAGAGGCUCUCCUUGAUGGUCUGGAUGAGUCUUACUCAACUGAUUCAGAUGACGAAGGACCUGGAAAGCCUCAGCUCACCACCACCCAUCCAAAGACCGCCAGCGCUCUUCGCGAGUCGGAGCAUCUACUUCCCGAGGACCACUCACCAGUCCCUCCAUAUGAACCUCAUAGCUCAAGUAGUAGCCCCAGUGAGCACGAUACCAAGCCACAGUCAACUCACCUCUGA
Molecule: messenger RNA, 1092 nt
Organism: Penicillium brevicompactum
Lineage: Eukaryota; Fungi; Ascomycota; Eurotiomycetes; Eurotiales; Aspergillaceae
Product: STIMATE family protein
Exons: 2
Coding region: 1-1092 (363 amino acids)
Cellular component (GO): membrane
Source: RefSeq, a predicted model, not a curated record